AUGGCCGACCAAAAGCUUCACCCCGCUGUAACCGUAUCAAACAUUAAGACCUUUGUUCCAAUCACCCUGGAUCACGAAGCGUCGGACUAUAACACUUGGUCCGAACUGUUUCGCCUCCACUGCACCGCGUACCUUGUUGCUGAUCACCUUUCUCCUCGGACACCACUCGCUGCCGCUGACAAAGACAAAGACAAAGAGACUAGUGGCUCUUCAUCAUAUCCAGCCGACUCUUGGGAGCGGCUAGAUGCCAUCGUACAUCAGUGGAUGUACGGUACUAUCUCUACGGAACUUCUCAAGACAGUCAUCAAGACCCGAACCACUGCUUACGAUGCCUGGAAGGCCAUUGAGUCUUUGUUCCAGGAUAACAAAGCCACUCGUACAUUGUUUCUGAAGCAAAAGUUUGCCACCACUCGCUUGGAAAACUUUUCCUCCAUGGCGGCGUACUGUCAAGAACUCAAGGUUCUCUCUGAUCAACUGAGCAAUGUCGACGCUCCCGUCGAUGAACAGACGCUUGUUCUACAGACCAUUGCUGGUCUUACGGAACAAUAUGAAACCGUCGGUACCAUCCUACAGAAUACCAAACCUCUACCCUCCUUCUUUGACGUCCGUUCUCAACUUUGCAUGAACGAGACCACCAAAGCAAAUCAUGCCCUUCACUCCGCCACCCAAGCCUCUACCGCCCUCCUUGCCCAAAACAGACCCAACUACUCACAUUCCACCCCUAACCAGUCCACUGCCUCCCCUAAUGCUUGUGACACCAGCCGGGGCCGAGGUCGCUCUCGCGGCCGAGGCCGAGCCUCCUCCUCUCAAUCCUAUCGCUCAUCCAACCCUCCUCAAACUAAUCACCCCUACAUUAUUUUCCCUAACAACUGGACCUAA
This is a messenger RNA of Helianthus annuus (common sunflower), 879 nucleotides long. RefSeq lists its product as uncharacterized. The coding region runs from base 1 to 879 and encodes 292 amino acids. The transcript has a single exon. The record is from RefSeq and is a predicted model, not a curated record. NCBI's taxonomy places the organism in Eukaryota, Viridiplantae, Streptophyta, Magnoliopsida, Asterales, Asteraceae.